Molecule: messenger RNA, 1492 nt
Organism: Homalodisca vitripennis (glassy-winged sharpshooter)
Lineage: Eukaryota; Metazoa; Arthropoda; Insecta; Hemiptera; Cicadellidae
Product: juvenile hormone esterase-like
Exons: 6
Coding region: 240-1109 (289 amino acids)
Source: RefSeq, a predicted model, not a curated record
UCUCUGUUGUGUUAGUUGCUUACAAGAAUAUUUUGUUCACUCACUGUGUUUUGACUAUUUGUGUAGAACACCAAAAUGUUUUCCAGAUGAUGUUUUAAUGAUUUUUGAGUACUGGCACAAUAUUUAUAUUUAUUGUAUUUUUGAAUUUUAAAGGUUAAUUUUGAUAAAAUCAAAAUAAAGAUCAUUACUACUAGCAUUGAAAUUGGAAACAAAUAUCUACUUGGAGUGUACAGUUCUCGAUGGAAAGAGGAGUUAUGUGGUGGUUCAAUCCAUUGUUCCUGGGUUUGGUGACGUUGUUCCUCUACUUACCAAUAGCCUCAGGGAACACCAGACCACCUUUCACAUCUGUGGCUCAAGGUCGCUUGAAGGGUCGAUGGUUUGUUACUAGAGGAAAUCGUACAGUUGCUGGCUUCUUGGGCAUUCCCUAUGCCUCACCACCUGUCGGCGCUCUUCGAUUUAAGAGCCCCCAGCCGCCCAGUCCGUGGGAAGGAGUGCUCUCGGCUACAGAAGAUAAACCUGGAUGCCCUCAGAAAGCUGGCACCUCCAACAUUCCUCUUCGAGCAAGAGUGACCAGUGAAGACUGUCUCUAUAUUAGCGUCUAUACUCCAGACGUGAUGGCGAGUCAUAGACUGCCUGUAUUGGUGUACAUUUAUGGGGGUAGCUUUGAAGUUGGAACUUCAUCUAGUUCUUCUUACGGUCCUGACUAUCUCUUGGAUGAGGACGUCAUCUUGGUCGUUUUCAGCUGGAGAUUGGGUAUUCUCGGUUUCCUGUCUCUGGAACAUCCUGUCCUGCCAGGAAACCUGGGGUUGAAGGAUCAGAGAGCAGCCCUCCGAUGGAUCAAGGAAAAUAUUCCUCAGUUCGGUGGAGACCCAGAGAAGAUCACAAUAUUCGGGGAGAGUACAGGCGCUGCCAGCGUACAUUACCACUUGAUCUUCACAGCUCAUGAAGGUUUGUUCAGAGCUGGCAUUGCUGACAGUGGAUCUGCACGAUCUCCUCACGUGUUCCGACGUCCUGGCACACAGAGAGCUCUGCUGGAGAAACUCGACAACAUUACGAAGUGUCCAACUGAUCCUGUCCAACUUGUAUGUGGAUUAAAGGUUUGUUCAUAGCUGGCAUUGCUGACAGUGGAUCUGCACGAUCUUCCCACGUGUUCCGACACCUUGGCACACAGAGAGCUCUGCUGGAGAAACUCGUCAACAUUACAAAGUGUCCAACUGAUCCUGUCCAACUUGUAUGUGGAUUAAAGGUUUGUUUAUAGCUGGCAUUGCUGACAGUGGAUCUGCACGAUCUUCCCACGUGUUCCGACACCUUGGCACACAGAGAGCUCUGCUGGAGAAACUCGUCAACAUUACAAAGUGUCCAACUGAUCCUGUCCAACUUGUAUGUGGAUUAAAGGUUUGUUCAGAGCUGGCAUUGCUGACAGUGGAUCUGCACGAUCUUCCCACGUGUUCCGACACCUUGGCACACAGAGAGCUCUGCUGGAGAAACCCGU